Messenger RNA from Colius striatus (speckled mousebird), 4978 nucleotides. It is a transcript of the gene MGLL, whose product is annotated as monoglyceride lipase. The transcript has 8 exons. Gene Ontology annotation, molecular function: lipase activity. Lineage: Eukaryota; Metazoa; Chordata; Aves; Coliiformes; Coliidae. Gene Ontology annotation, cellular component: membrane. The coding region runs from base 496 to 1431 and encodes 311 amino acids. The record is from RefSeq and is a predicted model, not a curated record.
GCAAACAACCUGCAGCGGCAGGAACUUUCUGAGCUGCUCCAGCUGCAUGUGUUCAAGGUGCCUUUGAUGUGUGUGCAGCAGCUUCUGGAAAGUGGACUGCAGCUUUCCCACUCGUCAGCCCUCCCUCUCCCCCACCCUUCCCAACCUCCCCUCCCACCACCGCCACUUCAGCCCACACACGCAAUUUGUUUGAGAAGGAGGAAAAAAAAAAAAGAGGGGGAAAAAAAAAAAAAGGUGAUGAAAUGAACGAGAAGUGGUGAAUUACCCAAGCGACUUUCCUCAAAGAGCGAGCGAGCCGGGAAGAGGAGCCGCGGCCAGCCCUGCACAGCCCGCCCGGCGCGCCGGAGCUGCCCGGGAGGGACCCAGCGGGGUCCGUGGGGGCUGCGAGCUUGGCGGAGUGCGAAUGCACCUCCGCGGCGAGAUGCAAAAAGCCUCUUCUGCUUGCAUUUGACUUGCGAUGCUGGCUCCUCACUAGAAUGCAAACCCUUGCACAGGAUGAAAACAGGUCAUUCUUCCAGAAUGCCAGAGGAAAGUUCGCCAAAGCGGAGUCCUCAAAACAUCCCAUACAAGGACCUGCCCCAUAUCAUCAAUGCUGAUGGGCAGUAUCUCUUCUGCAGGUAUUGGAAGCCAGCAGCAAAUCCCAGGGCCCUGCUGUUCAUCGCUCAUGGCGCUGGGGAACACUGCGGCCGCUAUGAUGACUUGGCCCAGAGGCUGACAGCACUUAACUUGUUUGUUUUUGCCCAUGACCAUGUUGGCCACGGGCAGAGCGAAGGUGAUCGGAUGGUUGUCUCAGAUUUCCACGUCUUCAUCAGGGACAGCUUGCAGCACAUUGAUCUCAUGAAGAAAGAGCACCCUGAGCUGCCCAUUCUCAUUCUGGGGCACUCCAUGGGCGGAGCCAUCUCCAUCCUGACAGCUAGUGAGAGACCCAGUGAGUUUUCAGGCAUGCUGUUGAUCUCUCCUUUAGUGGUAGCCAGCCCAGAAGUCGCCACUCCCAUCAAGGUUUUUGCAGCGAAAGUGCUCAACCUGGUCCUCCCAAACCUGUCACUGGGAUCGAUAGAUCCGAACGCAAUUUCCCGGAACAAGAAGGAGAUGGAGUCAUACACAUCUGAUCCUUUGGUCUACCAUGGUGGCAUGAAGGUCUCCUUUGUCAUCCAGCUGAUGAAUGCCAUUGCCAGAAUUGAGCGAGCUCUGCCCAAGCUGACUUUGCCCAUCCUGGUGCUACAUGGCUCCUCUGACAAGCUCUGUGAUAUCAAAGGGUCCUAUUUACUGAUGGACACAGUGCAGAGUCAGGAUAAAACACUCAAGGUGUAUGAGGAAGCCUAUCAUGCCCUCCACAGAGAGCUGCCCGAGGUCUCUACCUCUGUCUUCACAGAAAUACUGACAUGGAUCAACCAGAAGGUCCCAGCAGCUGGAGAGACCAGCCAUACCUAAGAGCAGUUGGGUUUGCAGCUCUUGCUGGCAUUUCCUGGGAAUAGAUGUUUUUCUUAACAGAAAUUUCUGUGAAAAAGAUCCAAUGUGGAGGGACUCUUGGGAUAUUUUAUCGUGCACAGCGUAAGGGAGGGUGGGGGGAGAGGCACAGGGUGGGGCAUUAUUUGCUGAUGUAAGUGGCCAUGGAUUCAAUCUGGAGAAGAACUGAGAGCUGUGGGAGCAGCCAUCAAAGCUUUCCAGGUCAGGUGACUUUACUGAAAAGCCCCUCACCCACCAAACUCCCCCCACCACUUCCCCUUUCUCUGCUUUCGCUGGGUUCACAGGGGUGUAUUUAUACUGCAAUAAUUUUUGGUAUGUUAAAGAAGUCAGUAUCUUCCACUUAAUGGUUUUGAUUCCAGGUGCAUACAGUCCUUUCCCUGUCCCCACCAUCCAGUACCUUAAAAGCCCUGGUCCUUGAGAGGAGAGCAGUAAUGAAGCUGCUGAGUAAUGAGGAGGGAAUAAUGAUGGAGCUGAUGGCUCCCUGAAGGUGAAAGGCUGGUUUUCAAGGUCAGACCUCUUCGGAUACUGCUUUUAUAAACAGGCCUGGCCAGGGAAGAGCAGAAAGACAGCCUCUCCCACCGCCUCUGUGAGUUUGCACUUGGGAAAGCUUGUUGAACAGCUCUUUAAUUUUCAUCAUCAGAGCAAGAUCCCAGAGGGGAGAGGAGAAAUGUGGAAUCAAACUCACUUAGCACAUUCAAAAACCAUGCUGUUCCCAAUGCCAAACCUCAUCUCCUCUGCAAAAUGAACCACUCUGUAAAUAUUCCUAGGGGCUACUUUUUUACCUUCCUUUUUCCCCCCUCCUUUUUUUUUUCCUUUUGGAAUUGUGCUACUGAAACUGAAAAAGCAAAGUCAAAGUUAUAAGAGAAUAUAGUAAUAUAUGAUGUAUAUAAAAGUGGCUGGGAGCUGGGAAAGAAAUGGGAGGAGAGCUUAAAGAAGGAGUUGUUCCUUCUCUUGGCAAAGAAUAAUGUUGUCCUACCGGGAUCCAGUCCUCUCAUCAUAACUUUACAGUCAUAGUCUGUUGUUUUCCUUCAUUAGUUGGAAAAUGUCCUGAAAAUACAGCUAGAGAGAAGUGCAGAGCAUCUGGUGGGUGGGGAUUAGCAGUGGGUGUCCUCAUGGUCCACUGCUUUAGCAGGAGACUCACGGCGUGAGCAGAGAUCCCAUCCAAGCUCAUGCCCAUCUCCUGAUCCACACAGCCACGUCUGGGGCAGAGCAGUGAGCAGAGGGGCUGAGCUCACCCCUUCAGGCAAUGUGGGGAGCUGGAGGCAGAGAGUAGGGUGCAGUUGUCCAUCCCACUUCUCCCUUGCUGCACUGGGGGCAUCCAGGGGCACCAGUGUAUAGAUGUCAUGGAGGAGCUUGGGGACUGGUCCAGCGAUGUAGACAGGCCAAGUCCUCCAGCUGCCUGGGGCUCUGGUAACAGCAGAGUAGUCUUAGGCUCAGUUACGGAGCAGUCUGCCUGGGGUGAUGGCACUAGCUCUGAAUGCUGAAUGGUCUGAAUACAUGUCCUGGCAAUAGCCAAAGUGAAGGGGUUUGACCCCUUCCUCCAGUUCUGUAAGAAGAAAAUGCCUGCAAAUGUUGCACUAGGAGAGAGUGGGGCAUGUCCUCCAGUGCCCAGCCAGCCCCCUCCUGCCUUCCAUGGCAGCAGUGGGAGCCGUGGCCAUGUCCUGAGCCGCCGUCCCCAGGGCUGGAUCCCACCUGUGACAGUUGCAGGGGUCACCCUCCUCUCCUCCCCUUGAAACCAGCUCUGGCAAGAUUCAGGAAAGGGACCUUUGUGCAAUAACAGUCAGAAUCAGGGCUCAGUCCCAGCAGCAUGGGUGGAUGAAGGAUGUGUGGAUGCAGGUUAUGUCCUUGUAAUUGUCCUAAGGGGCCCAAGUGAGGAAAGCUCUUUUAUACAAGAUGAUCCAGGCACCUUCACACUCUUCUUGCCUCUGAAGAGAGGAAUGAGCUGUAGUUCUCCCAGUGAUGCCAGCUUUGAUUCAAAUGUCAUUCCAGUGCAAUCAGCUGCUCUCACCAACCCUUUCUAAACCUCUGGUGACACUUGUUAUGGGAAUGAGAGGUAAUGCAGGGCUCACCUGCUCUACACCUUCCAGCAGCCUAGCUUGUUGCAACUUCUUUUCCUUGAGCAAGAUCCCUCCUUGCCAGAUGCUACUAGGGAAAGGCAGCAAGAACAGAAACACUACAGUAGUGAUAAACCUCACCUGCUUCUUCAGCUGGAAGGGGAGGCAAGUAGGCGUGAUGCAGCGGUGACAGACAUUGCGGGGGUAGGAGCCAGAUGAUGACUUAGGGAUGGGAAUUUUGAAAGCACUUUUUCUGAGGAAGUCAGUAAAUCAAUACCCACAUUCUUUACAUCCCUUCCCAAAUUGACAAGCACUUUGCAGGGUGGGGGUGGGUGGGAAGUGACCCUCCAGCAGGAAGGUCAGAGCCCAUCUGCUCCCUCCAACCUGGCUUCAGGCAGAGGAAAGUCAGUGGUCAGUGCCUUUGCUAAAAUGUGUCCUUUCACCCAAGAAACAUCUGCAGCUCAGCAGAAAUAAAAGGAAGCCAAUUACGUUGGUCUGGGGAAGACUUGCCCCUCUGUCUAGCAAGGCUCAGCAACGGUCUGGGCGGGGGGGAAGCUAUGUUUGAAAAUCAACAAACAAAAAGUUGAACAACAAUAAAAAAAGCCAAAUAAGCCCCAAGCCCUAGCCCAGCAGGGGCUAAUGUCACCCUCAGUUCUCUGAAGAGUUAUCUUCUGAGGUGACUAACACAGGGAAACCUACCCAAAAACAAACCCCUGGCAGCCCACCCCCAGGCAGGCUGAUGAGCAGAGUGGAAGCAGCCCCUGUGCAGGUGUGGAAAGGAGUGUGGAGGGCAGGAGCCUGCAGCCAGUCAGCCUGGGUGGGGAUGCUGAGUUGCAGCGGCUGCAGCUCCGCCUGUGCAUUUCAGCUCAGGCUGCCGGUGCUGAUCCCUGACCCUGCCCGUAAGCUGCUUUAUAUUGACCCAGUUAGGUUUCAGCAUGCCCUGGAGGAAUUCUUCCUUCGCUGAGCAGAUCAGUAAUAAGCAGAGCUGCUGCCAAGGGAAAUGCAAUUAAGCCCUGUUUUCAGAGGGCAGGUACCACUGGCAGGGAGCACAGGCGGCCUUACCGAUGCGCCUUGGAGAGGAGGUGGCACUCACGACUGAGCAAUAGCAACGUGUAACUACUGUAUAUAUCACCACCUGUAGCACUGAGAGACCGCUCCCCACUGCCUAACCCCACACAUUUUCUAUCUGGCCUGUUCUUUUUAUACCACUCACCUUCACACCGCCAGCACAAACCCAUUGAGAUCACAUUUACUUUUCCGGGUAGUUUCUGAGCUUGUCUCUCUUGUUCUGUUGUGUUCCAGUUCAAUAAAAUAUGUUUAUAUAUAUAUAUACAAAUAUAAAAACAUAUAUACAUACACAUGUAUUUUCAGUGGGAAAAAAAACAUAUACAAGUUUAGGAUUCUUAAAGGAAUACAAUGUAUAUUGCAACUAAUAAUAAAGUUAUGUUUUCUGAACA